Molecule: messenger RNA, 2148 nt
Organism: Zasmidium cellare ATCC 36951
Lineage: Eukaryota; Fungi; Ascomycota; Dothideomycetes; Mycosphaerellales; Mycosphaerellaceae
Exons: 1
Coding region: 1-2148 (715 amino acids)
Biological process (GO): intracellular protein localization; Golgi to plasma membrane transport; exocytosis
Cellular component (GO): exocyst
Source: RefSeq, a predicted model, not a curated record
AUGUCGGAGAGCAAGGGCAUCUCGCUGCGGCGUAAGAAGACGACAGCAGCACGCCCGACCAUCUCAGGCCCGACCCACCUGCAGCAGGCCGACCGCAGCGCCUCUGCCAGCCGCAACAACUCGACAUGGACCGUCAACACUCAGGACUCGGGUACCAGUGGUGCUACGCCGCGAGAAAGGCCCAAACUGGGCGGUGAACAGACCAGCGACCUCGUCAAGCGCCGAUACAGCACUCGAUUUACCGGUGGACUCCCUCAAGAUGGCCCCCCUCCGCCAAUGCCUGCCAUGCCGGCGCUGCCUGCUCAGUACGCUGGGGCUGCAAGCGCUCAGAUUGGCGCGAGACCACCACCGUCACGCGAAGGACGAGCACCUGAUGGUGGCAAGGGUCGGCUGAAGGUAGACAUGCGCGCAUUGAAGGACCCUAAUCUACAGGUCGAGAAGUACGUUCAGAGCAUACUCGCCGAGGCGUCUGAGAGCGACAUCCACGCCUAUCAAAAGGACCUGCAGAACAUCAAAGCUCAUACGGAUUCUGAUCUUCAGCAUAACGUAUAUCAGAACAGGACGCAGUUCAUCAAGAUCUCGAAGGAGGCGGACAAGCUGAAAGGUGAAAUGCGCACGCUGCAGACGCUCAUGGGAGAGCUCACCAGCGCAUUGGGACAUGCUACAAGCGCUGCAGGUGCUGAGCUGAGUUCAUCGAGCACACUCAGUGUUGCCGACAGGAAGCGCGCCAAUAGGAGCAGCGUCGCAAACUUGGAGGCCAUGUGGAGUACACAUCUGCAAACGUUGUGGAAGAGGGUGGAGGGCUCGCAGAAGUUUCUGCCGGCAUUGCCUGGGCGGCACAUCAUCAUGGAGAGUCAGCGAUGGGUGGAGUUGAACGCUGCGACGUGGAAGCCGAGGCGAAGGGUGGCUCUGGUCCUGCUCAAUGAUCAUUUGCUCAUCGCUAGCGAGAAGAAGCGACCUGCAGAUGCGACACCAGCUGGCAAAGGAAAUCGUAUGAGCAUGUACAAUCCUGGAGGGCAGUCCCAGACUACCCUGGUGGCCGAUCGAUGUUGGCCUCUGCAUGAUGUUUCACUGGCGGACAUUAGCACGCGCUCAUCGACAUCUGUUGGCCAUUCGCAUACCAAGGAAAACAAGGCGAUCGCCGAUGCGAUCAACGUUCGGGCUGGAAAUGAGAGCUUCACAUAUGCGACAUCCGAUGCGACGGAUAAAGCAGGUUUUCUUGUUGCGUUCCGCAAGGCCCAAGAAGACCAGCGUAAGCAGCUGGCUGCGGAGCAUGCUGGACGCGAAAAGAUUCUGGACGACAUGACAAGACUGACAGGCCGUGAUGGCCGAUCACUGAAGAAGGCUGCUGCGGCUGCCAACGAGCUGUCUCAAGAGGAUGCGAAGUUGGGUGGUCUGAGCAGAAGUGGCUCAGUGUUGGUCGACGCAGAUGGUCGACCUCAGAGCAUCCGCUGGGUUGAAGCGCAGAUCGAUGGUCUCGACAUCGAUAUCGCAUUGCAAAGGUUUGAAGAAGCCGUCGCUCGGGUUGAAAAGUUGCGCAAGAUGGCAAGAGGCAUAAAGGGCAAUGCCACCGCGCAGGAGAUCAUUCUUGCCAAAGUCAACGAACGUGCCAGCCGCUUGGCCAACAGUGUGGCUCGACAGCUUGGCCAGACGAGCAGUGGUAUGGAAACCACGAAAGAGAAGGUUUCAUGGCUACUUCGACUCGGGUUCGAAGAGUUGGCCCGAUCAACAUAUCUAUCCAGCCGUACGGAGACCAUUCGCUUGCGGACGAGACAACUGCCAUUCACUGGUGCCCUUGAGCCGUACGUUCACGCUCUCGCUUUCACAACCUUCACCCUGCUCCUGCACACGAUCCGAACGUUCAACCAGUCGUUCCCCGCUACGAGCGGAAGUGCAGUGGUUAAAUGGGCUAAGGAACGAGUGGAUGAAUUCAAUGCCGCUCUCGAACGGCAACUGAGCAGUGUGGAGCGUGGAGGUGAAGUCUGGGAAACGUGCAUGCAGACCAUCCGGGAACAGGCCGUUGUACUGGCAGAAGUCGGCGUAGACUUCAAAGGCCUCGUGGCGAGACAGUUGCUAGAUCGUCCUACUGCCAAUGGUCAAGCCGCCAACGGAACACAUCAGGUCAUUGGUUUAGGGGUUAGCACUUAG